Synchiropus splendidus (mandarinfish) is the source of this 10271-nucleotide messenger RNA. RefSeq names its product histone deacetylase 5 (gene hdac5). The record is from RefSeq and is a predicted model, not a curated record. Gene Ontology annotation, molecular function: histone deacetylase activity. Gene Ontology annotation, biological process: chromatin organization; negative regulation of transcription by RNA polymerase II. The transcript has 26 exons. NCBI's taxonomy places the organism in Eukaryota, Metazoa, Chordata, Actinopteri, Syngnathiformes, Callionymidae. Gene Ontology annotation, cellular component: histone deacetylase complex. Bases 3178 to 6639 code for a protein of 1153 amino acids.
AGGAGUGGAACAAGUCGAUUCCAGACAUUCCUCUCUGUCCCUAUGACAUCUAGGUACUUGGUGUGUCUAGCCAGGGACAGUAUGCUGCGGAGGUCCAGAUCCCAGCAGCUGUCAGCUCAGUAGUGCGACUCAAGGAUGGGUUGGACACUCCUGAUUUUGUCGGCGGGAAAGACUCAUGUACUGCCUUAAGUAGUUUCUUAAGAGGUACCUUGGCUAGUCUAGAAUUCACCGCUUAACUUGUAAAAUUAAAUCUUUAUUUAAACCGUAUGAUGUGCAGAUCAUCUCUUGUUCCAGGGCUCUUUUUGGGCAGCUUCGCUUUUGAUGGAACUGCUUGGACUUCAUGGUACUUUUAAUACUGUCUGCUGCUUUGCUGAGAUAUUGCAGAAUUUGCUGAAAACCUUAGCAAGUUGAACAUUUCAAGAUGAUGUUACAAGUUAAAGAAGAAGGUCAGAAAGAGUCGAUAAUUACUAGGACUCUCUUCCUCGCCUCGACUUGCCCGGGUUCUUAACCAGUUUCCCUCACGUGCAAGAAUAGCACUGGGAUGAAACUUUUAGUCUGUUUCUUCUACCGCCAACGCUCUUUUGCGGUUGCUUGCACUGAAACUACAUGAGAGGUUCGGCUGCUUAUGUAAAAUUAACGAACAAGUUUCUGAAGCCGCGCCGUGCGCCGCGACCUCCUCCGUGUGUUGAUGAUGACGUGGUGUUUUUCGUGUGAAGGACACAAGUCGCUCCUCCGUCAACAACAUUUGAAUGACGUGCGUCGCGCAAAGACACAACAGCGUUUAUGUGUGCACCUCUAGCCGCACCCCCUUCCCCCCACCAGGGCUGAAGGCUUACUGCUUGGUCUAUUUAUAUCCGCGGCUCCUCCUCCUCCCUGGCAGUCUAUUUUCAGCCCUACUCCCUCCAUCAACCCCCAUCUACUGUUUGUAAAUGUUUCUCUCCCUCGUAUCUAUUCUGGUCUCCUCUCCUCCUGUUGCCCGUCUCCUCAUCUUCUUUCCUUUGAUCUUCUAAUCCAGAUGUGUUUGCUUGCAAGCUACUUUUAAAAAGCUUUCGCGAUCCACCACCUCUUCUGUGACACCCACCUCCUGUGCGUUCAUGUCACUGGCCUCCAUCAGACACCAAGGUUAAGAGAGAACAAAGGUGUUUGUGUGUUUUCAUGUCUCACAAACAAACAACAGUGCAGGAAGUCUGUUGUGUACGGUUUCCUGGUGCAUCGGCUUCCUUUGCACUCGGUGAUCUACUUUUGUUCAUAUGCCUUCCUCCGUUGUGUUUACAUGUCGAAUGAAGUGUUGGUGUUCUCUUGGUCCUCACAUGGCUGUGGUUAAUCACAAGCUCCGUCCAAUCUUAACCAUUCUCAGAACCAAUUAUCACCAGGGGCUAUUUGUUUUAGAUGCAGCUUCAGUUCUAAAAGUGACCUCAGAUGCUUGAAAAAGAGGAGGCGGUUUUGGUCGUCCUUGUCAGGGACAUCAGGGGUUCAGUGCUCCAGUCAAUCAUCUCAUCCAUUGGUACCCAGAAACUUGUAUUCCUCCGCAAUGUCCACGACAACCACCUGGAUGGAAACUGGGGCCUGGGAUGCUCCACUGGUGGAGGUGCCAAGGAUCUGUUCAGUGUUGGAAACUGGAGUCAGGGUGAAAACGAAGGGAGACAGGACAGUCCCCUGUGGGCCCCCGGACCACUCUGACAGGUCUAUCUAUAUCUCUGUAGUAUGGGGAACUCUUCAGUGUCCUCACACAUCAGUACCGACAGGUGGCACUCGUGGUCAAAGGGGCAUUUUCGCCAACUGAUGCGUGUCCCAACUAAUUGCUAGGAGUGGAGGGAUAAGCAAAUUGUUUUUGUGGGAUAAGCAAAUAAGUGAGUUGAGUUUUGACUUGAAGGAAGACAUGACUUUUGUCACUAACUCAGACCUGGAUCUUCAUAUUGUCAGUUAGUGUUGUAACUAGUGCAGUAAACAGUGUAUGUUAAGUCCAGUUUCCACUUCCUUCAGGUCGACGUUUAACACUCCAAAGUAAAGUUUCCCUUUGUCUCAACUUCCUCUCCACCUAGUGAUCCACUUUCCGCGUCUCUUGCUUCCUCCUCCUCCUCCUCCUGCUGCUGCCGUCUCUCCUCUCUCUCUCUCUCUCUCUCUCUCUCUCUCUCUCUCUCUCUCUCUCUCUCUCUAAAGCGCUCAUUCAACAGCUCAAAGGCCAGUCACACACUUCCUCACACACACCCGCGGUGUCUCUCCGCCGCUGAAUAUUAGCGGUCCAACCAGCAGCUGGCUCCAGACUUGUCUGUUUUACUUGUGCUCACGAGAGACGGCGGAAGAUAAGAGGAUAAUGUUGCGGUUUUUCUGAGAGGAUUCUCGCUCAGCGCUCGUCCUCAGCUCUGCUCACUUUUCUACUUUUUUAAGUCAUAUCUGGCACCCUCCCUCCCAUCGCUGUAUUUCUCUCCUUCUGUCAUUCUCUCAAGCGCUCGGUUCUAAUUUUGGAAGCAUGGAACCUCGGGGAGUGCUCUCCCAAAGCUAUUUACGUCCUCGCCUCUCCUUAUCUUCCUCCUCCUACUCGUCCUCUUCUCCUCUCCCUCUCAUCAGCCAGGAGGAGAGCAGCGUGAGGAUCCUUUGAUGCAGCGAGCAGGGGAAUUCAGCUGCUCGUCCUCUCCAUGUUUGUGUUGUGUUCCUCGCUGUGGGAAGCUGCAGUUGCUCUGCUCUCCUGAAGCCAGCCACCUGCCCGCGGAUCCUUCAUCACUUUUCAACCCAAAGGAAACCAGAUUUACAACUAGAAACGGGAUUAUGUAAAUUCCCUUCUGCUGUUUUCUCUGGAGUCCAGAUUCCUGUCUUGAGAGGAGUCAAACUUUUCAUUCCAUCCGCGACUGGUACAUCCCAAAACAUACCUCAGCCACAUCACCAAAGCUAGCAGCGGGGAUUCCAGUCUUCCAGUCCUCUAAUUGAGCUUAACCUGCCCUGCUAAGUCCAGAUAUUCUAAAAGUGACUCUUUGUCUGGCACGUUUGAAGCAAGCCGAGGAGCUACCGGGAAGCUGCCACUGGAAUACUGCGGAAUUUCCCCGGGAUUUCAUUUUUUUAAGAAAAAGUUUGAACACAAUGACUCUUUUGCACUUGUCGUGUCCUGGAUCUGAGCCAUGAGACAGGAGUGGAACUGAGCAGCAUUUUCCUGCAGAUAGAAGAGUCGCUCUUGUCUUUGGCAUGCUGUUGCAUCCCACGGUGUCAGGAUUGUGCACCAUGUUGCAGACCAUCUAUGAGACAGAGUCUUGUUUCUCCUCCACCAGCACAGACAGCCACCAGCCUCUGGAGCUCCUGAGUAGCAGCAGGGGCUCCAGCAGCACCAUGCCCACAGCCGUGGUGGAGGUGAAGAGCAGCCUCCCGUCCGGCAUGCAGAGUCCAGUUGGGACCUCCAGUGAGCAGAGAGGAGGAGCUGGGGAAGGAGGUCCAGAGGAUGGUCCAGGUGGUGGAGGCGGUGGCGGCCCCGUGGACCUGCGCACCGAGUCCAGGGUGGGCUCUUUGUCUGUGGGGGCCGCCGGGGUGGACACCUCCCUAAGAGAGCAGCAGCUCCAGCACGAGCUGAUGCUCCUCAAACAGCAGCAGGAGCUCCAGAAGCAGCUUUUGUUCGCAGAGUUCCAGAAGAAGCACGAAGUGCUGACUCGGCAGCACGAGGUCCAGCUGCAGGAGCACCUCAAGCAACAACAGGAGCUGCUGGCAGCAAAGCGACAGCAAGAGCUGGAGCAGAAGAGGAAACUGGAGCAGCAGCGGCACGAGGAGCAGGAGAAGCAGCGGCUGGAGCAGCAGCUGCUGCUGCUCAGGAACAAAGAGAAGGGCAAAGAGAGUAAGUUCAGCUUCUGCUGCUCACAUCGCUGUGUGUGUGUGUGCACUGACUUACUCUGCCUGCUUGUCCGUGUUGUGGAAGGUGCAAUCGCCAGCACUGAGGUGAAGCUCAAGCUGCAGGAGUUUCUCCUCAACAAGAAAGAGCCUGGCACCGGUGGACUGAACCAUUCCUUCUCCCCAAAGUGCUGGGGGGGUCAGCACACUUCUCUGGAGCAGAACUCCCCGCCACAGAGUAACACUCCGGGAACUCCACCGUCUUACAAGCUUCCCUCGCUGCUCGGAAACUACGAAGGCAAAGACGACUUCCCGCUGCGCAAGACAGUCUCUGAACCGAACCUGAAGGUGCGAUCGCGGUUGAAGCAGAAGGUGGCGGAGAGGCGGAGCUCGCCGCUGCUCCGCAGGAAGGACGGCACCGUCAUCAGCACUUUCAAGAAGCGAGCCAUCGAGAUCUCCGUCUCCUCUCUGUGCAACAGCGCUCCAGGUUCUGGUCCCAGCAGCCCCAACAGUUCCAACUCGGCCAUCGCCAAUGGCAACACGGGUUCAGUCCCCAACAUCCAGAGUGAGCUGAGGUCUCUUCACCAAACGCUCGGUGCUGACGGGGCGCUGAGUCCUCUCAGCCUCUACACCUCCCCGUCCCUCCCCAAUAUCUCCCUGGGCCUUCCUGCCAACACGCACAUCACGACACCACAGAAGUUGUCGACUCAGCAGGAAGCCGAGCGCCAGGCCAUCCAGUCCCUGCGAGCGGGUGGAGCUCUCACUGGGAAGUUCCUCUCCACGUCGUCGCUGCCUGCAGGCGUGGGUCACGACGUCGAGACCCCUCCCCCCAGCUCCCACUCGGCUCAUUCCUCGCUACUGCAGCACGUCCUCCUGCUGGAGCAGGCGCGCCAGCAGACCGCCAUGUUGGCCGUCCCCAUGUACAACCAGUCGCCGCUGGUCACGGCGGAGAGAGGCGUGUCCAGCGGCCUGCGGACAGUCAACAAGCUGCCCCGCCACAGGCCGCUGGCCCGCACCCAGAGCGCCCCCUUGCCCCAGUCACCGCAGGCCCUGCAGCAGCUGGUGGUCCAGCAGCAGCACCAGCACUUCCUGGAGAAACACUACAAGAUGCUCUCCAAAGGGUCCGACCUCCCGAGACCUCCCCCGACCCACCCGGAGGAGACGGAGGAGGAGCUGACAGAGACAAACGACAUGCAGGAGGAGGACUCGGGGGUUCACAGGCUCCAGAAAGAGGCGUCUGACGACAGCUCGCAUCACUCAGACAGAGUGAAGAGCGAGGAGGAGCGCGGCGUCGUGCACGUGAAGGGGGAGAGCACAGAGAGCGAGCUGGAUGAAGAGGAGGAGGAUGAAGACGUCAUCACGCUGGGGGACGGCGAUGACGAGGAGCGGGGGAGUUACUCUCAGGCCUUGCAGCAGCCGGGCUCCUUCUCCUCGCUCACCCACCGACCUCUGGGCCGAGCGCAGUCGUCUCCGGCGACCACCGUGCAUCCCAUCAAGCACCUCUUCACCACUGGUUUGGUGUACGACAGCCUGAUGCUCAAGCAUCAGUGUGUGUGUGGAAACGCCCACAUCCAUCCCGAGCAUGCUGGGAGGGUUCAGAGCAUCUGGUCCCGGCUGCAGGAGACGGGCCUGUUGGGCCGCUGUGAGAGGAUUCGUGGGCGCAAAGCAUCUCUGGACGAGAUCCAGACCGUCCAUUCAGAAUUCCACACGCUGCUGUACGGAACCAGCCCUCUGAACCGGCACAAACUGGACCACAAGAAGCUGCUGGGUCCAAUCAGCCAGAAGAUGUACGCCGUGCUGCCCUGUGGAGGCAUCGGGGUGGACAGCGACACGGUUUGGAACGAGAUGCACUCGUCAGCAGCGGUCCGCAUGGCGGUGGGUUCUGUCAUUGAGUUGGCCUUCAGGGUGGCGGCGGGCGAGCUGAAGAAUGGAUUUGCGGUGGUGCGUCCACCGGGUCACCACGCGGAGGAGUCGACUGCCAUGGGGUUCUGCUUCUUCAACUCCGUUGCCAUCACUGCCAAGCUGCUACAGCAGAAACUGGGGGUUGGGAAGAUUCUGAUCGUGGACUGGGACAUUCACCACGGCAACGGUACCCAGCAGGCCUUCUACAGCGACCCCAACGUUCUCUACAUCUCCCUCCACCGAUACGACGACGGAAACUUCUUCCCAGGAAGCGGCGCCCCGGAGGAGGUGGGGUCGGGUCCAGGUGUCGGCUUCAACGUGAACAUCGCUUGGACCGGAGGAGUAGAGCCCCCUAUGGGCGAUGUGGAGUACCUCUCGGCCUUUCGGAACGUGGUGAUGCCGAUCGCUCAGCAGUUCAGUCCAGACGUGGUCCUGGUGUCCGCGGGUUUCGACGCCGUCGAGGGCCACCAGUCUCCUCUAGGAGGCUACAACGUCUCUGCCAAAUGUUUCGGCCAGCUGACGCAGCUGCUGAUGAGUCUGGCGGGUGGGCGGGUGGUGAUGGCGCUGGAGGGGGGUCACGACCUCACCGCCAUCUGCGACGCCUCGGAGGCCUGCGUCGCCGCCCUCCUGGGAGACCCGUGUGACUCUGGGUUCCAGUGGCCGCAGGAGAAGCCGUGUCCCAAAGCCUGUUCGUCUCUGGAGAGAGUCAGAGAGAUACAGGGUAAACACUGGUCCUGCCUGCAGACCAGCGGCCCAUCGCUAUUGGACGACUCUCUGUCGGCUCAGGGCCAGUCAGAGAAGGACGAGGCGGAGACGGUCAGUGCCAUGGCCUCGCUCAGCGUGGAUGUGGAGCAGCCGCGUCCAGAUGCUGACUCGGCAGAAACCAGCAGGUUGACGGAGGAGCCGAUGGAAGAGGAGCCGGUCUUGUAGGAGCUCGUACUUUGGAGCGCGCACGUCCUCUUCCCUCCCCCUCACCGAUUGUGUACAGGUACACACACAUUUACACAGAGCAGAACUGUGGACCACCCCGCCCAGCGGAGGAGGCCGCUGAGGGCGCCGGCGGGUCAGGUGACCCAGACCCCCGAGGAGGAGUGGACGUCUUGUUGGCAACUCCGCGGCGAGCAGAGGAGCCGGGACACGCUCCCAGCGUGUGACUGUGACUCUGACCUGGUUUCACACAACGAUCACCACUGAACAUUUCCAUCUGCGAUCAAAAUGUCCCGGCGGCGAGCGGACGACUUGUCUCCUCGCCCAGGCCGACGUGGAGCGCGGACGAGGAAGAGGACGAACCAGGUGCCUUUUUUAUUGUGUCCGGUCGGAGUUCACCGAGAAAAAAGAAACACACACACCACCGCUUUCACCUCAACAACCAGCCAAUCAGAGCUGAGGGAACACACUACGACACAUCUCUUCAUCUCGAUGCCUUAAUUUGUCCGUCUCACUCUAAAGUCAUCGCUGAAAAAACGUUUUUUGUUUCCGAGAAGCCAUUUUCAGACGCUACUAUUCGGUUCUGACCCGCUUUAACAGUAAUAAAACUCCAAUCAUGAAUCUCAGGAGCUGAACACGUCGAAGCGCGUCUGCUGGUGACCCAAGCCACGCCUCUUUUUGUUCAUUGGAUGACAUCAUCACCGACACCGUCGUGCAUCGUUGAGUGUAAAUAUUGUUUCCUGUCCUGUUGGUCAGAGCGCACAGGCUGUCGAGACCUGUACAUACAUCUAUGUAUAAACAAUAUUCUCUUUGUAUAAAAGUAUAUACUAUAUCGCACAUGUUUAUCAAUCAGGGUCAGUUUCCGCUGCCUUCUGCUGCCGCCGGAGCCCUCACUGUGGCCGAAACCCAGAGUGGACUAAAUACUGAUGGCGAGUGCAGAACUAGCUCGCGAGCUAGCUGUGGGAGAGGCUAGCUGGCCGCAAAGGUGGAGAGCAGAAUUGUCGCUCAGAAAACGUCAUUAUUGUCAGACCAAAAAGUGGGAACGCUGCACGAGUGUCCCAUUUUAUGAAGUUGUAGACUGUGGUUUCGCCAUUAUUUUGACGUGGUAAAUCUGCCGUUUUCUCCCGACUUGUUUUCUGAUGUUCGUUCGUUGAUGUUGGAAAGGUGGUAUGAUAUUCCUCGCGCUGAAAGUGACUUCCGUUAUUGUAUCGUUUGGAGGUCUUUUCCUGAAUUUACAAAGAAAGUCGCAAAGACGAAUCACCGUUCAAACUUUUCACAACGAACACAGGAGUCAAAUUUCUGAUGUCGUUUUUUUUUUAAAUUCAAGAACCAGCAUCGGAUAAUAUUAUACUUGGCUAAAGAUCAAUGGUACGUUUCUGACUCAUUUCCGUGAGCCCUCUAGUGGACACAUUGUGUACACGCCAGCAGGGCCAACACCCAAACCUUUAACAUUUUGCUGGGCUGAGGGAGAAAUCCUGAGAAAGACGCAGGUCAAGUCUUGACCAACAACAGCAUCUGACUGGUAAAAGUUGGUGUACGAAUUGAUGAUGUGUUUUGGAGAAAUCUGCAGUCGCUAGUGUCUGGAUGAGGGCGUCAGCUGUGAAACACCCGGUGACUCCAGGCUGCUAAACAUUAAUUGUACUAUCACUAUUUAGUCCACAAAUAUUCCGCCAUUUUGGAGUAGGUUUCGUACACAGUGACUAUCGUUCUGCUACUAAAGCUGCGUUCUGGUCGAAUUUGUACAAAUCACAACAGCUUGUAUCGCGUCCUGCCUGCCGACAAAGUUAGCCACACAAAAGGCCAUAAUGUUUUCGCCAUGUUAUCGGGUAUUCUUCGCAAUACGUAGAGACAGUCUUAAGAAGGUCGGAAGCCAUAUUUGAAUGCCAAUCCAAGAUCGGCCAAGUUAGUCAAGUGCGCCAGAGUUCUGGACUCGGGCGCAGCAGUUGAGCGUUAGCUCGCUGAAUUCGGUUUCCUGAGAUCGUAGAGCUGCACGAUACGUCGCAAUGCCAAACCCAUUGUUGAAAAAUUAGCUUUAUAACCGUUGAAUGUUCAUGCGAGACAAAUGCUAUUUUAGUACUCAAUAUUUAUGCUCUGACAAUGUUUGUAUCACGCAUGCUAGCUAGGUUAGCGCUGUGGCUACAUGGGCACUUUAGCUACAUUUGUGAAAAUGGAAACGAUGAAUUGAGCUAGCAAUAAAGGACGAAAUGUGAUGGAGCUGGUGGAGUCACAGAGUAUAAAAUAAAAUUGUCUUUAUGUCGACGCGAUCUCAGGAUGUCUGUGUGCCUCAGGUUCUUGUUAGCCCGGAUGAAAGCAGUUGUCGUGGUUCUUCACUUCACCAGCAGCCCACAGCAUUUUUACACUCUUGAGUCCGACUCUACUUUCCCUCAUGCCUGCAAUAAGCCGACGUGUCGUGCAGCUCUUCUGUCUUGUCGCUCGCGCUGCCCCCCCUCCCCCCGUGGCCACACCUCGGCACAGCAAUACUGACCGGGCGACAGAGAUGCACCCGAUCUGUUGCGAGCUGCUUCUUCAGCCUCGUGCGAACACUCGGGCUCUAAACCGGAUCAGCGAAGGCAGCGGCCUCGUGCCCGGGACGGUGUCAGGUUUUCGCAGGUAAACUCAGGAUGAACUCGACUGGAGUUCAUGUUGGUGCGGAGGUGGACGAGCAGGCGACGGGGCGAGCAGCAACACCGCGCGCUUCAGUGCGACGUCGAACCCCUCUCUUCUAGUUGAUCAUGAGAAGGAUGGAUAGGGGGCGCUGUAGAGUAAGAACAUGAAGUUAUGAGGCUCAAAAACAAUCCCUAUUUUUUGAAAUAGUUUGUCCUCAACAGUUAAAAAUAUCUAUUUUAAAAUAAUAUGAGAAAUUGACCUUCACAAAUAAAGGAGGGUUUGUGACGGCAAAGUCAUGAGAAGAUUUAUAUUUCUGACUCAUUUGCAUUUUUUUUCACUCCGGCCUUUGAUUAUUUUUAUUAAUUUAUUAUCUUCAUUUUUUUCAUUUUUCUAAUUAAUACAAAUUUCAGUUUCUUUUUUUUUUUAGUUUUUUUCUAUUCUAAUUCAUUUCUUAAUGAUUAUUUUAUACUUUUAUGGUGAAUGUUUUGUUUUUCAGUCACCCAUUUUUGGUGACACUCAGUUGGAGGCGUGUUCCUGCUGAAGGUUGGCGGUGAAGUGUCGCGUGCUGUUUGAGCCGCGGCGUUUGCUGCUCGCUGUCGCGUUCAUGACGUUUCGAUAAAACCAGCAGAGGUCACAACGUGUAUUUAACAUGAUAUUUGAGACACGCGGCGCCUCAUUGUUGCUCUCUCACACACACACACACACACACACUUGGACUCUUUUGUAUAUUUCCUGUUUGAUACCGUGCUGUAACGUCUUUGUGCGACGAGGACGCCCCGUCUCUCUCUUUCUCUCCUCUUUCUUUCUCUCUCUCUCUCUGUGGUGGAUCACAAGCACAUUCCUGACUCUUGGGACAGAUCUGAAAAGGUGUGGAUCUUUCGCCGCUUCACGUGUAAAUAAGGUUCAUGUUUGUGUUGACACGUGCAAUACAGCAGCGUUGUUUACUGUGACUCCUGGUCUCCUGCCGUGCUGCAGGGGAGCCGGACGUUUUAACAAAGUCCUUCCUUUCUUUUUUGUUUUUUUUUUUU